Formica exsecta is the source of this 1056-nucleotide messenger RNA. Its product is annotated as glutathione S-transferase theta-1-like. Gene Ontology annotation, biological process: glutathione metabolic process. NCBI's taxonomy places the organism in Eukaryota, Metazoa, Arthropoda, Insecta, Hymenoptera, Formicidae. The coding region runs from base 182 to 871 and encodes 229 amino acids. Gene Ontology annotation, cellular component: cytoplasm. The record is from RefSeq and is a predicted model, not a curated record. The transcript is spliced from 5 exons. Gene Ontology annotation, molecular function: glutathione transferase activity.
CGGCCCUAAACUCGUAUGAAAAAUUGCAUCGUGGGAAACGGACUUUAGUAUAACUUCUUCAGUCUAAUAUUACUUGCAAUUUUUUGAUGAUCUGCAUUGACCUGUCAUUUUCGUCGUAAACUGAGCUUUCAUCGAAACCUGUUGCAUUUGUAUCAAAAACUAUUUAGUUUUUUGCUCAAAUAUGACUUUAAAAUUAUAUUAUGAUUUACUCUCACAACCGUCGAGAGCACUAUACAUAUUUCUUAAAAUAUGUGAUAUACCUUUUGAGCAGAAGAUUGUAAACUUAAAAAAUCUCGAGCAAUAUACUUCAGAGUUUGAACAAAUUAAUCCAUUCAAGAAAGUCCCUGUUAUAGAGCAUAAUGGUUUCAAACUUACUGAAAGUGUAGGGAUUACACGAUACAUAUGUAGAGAAUUUAAGGUAGAUGAUCACUGGUAUCCAUCUGAUUCAAAACAUCAAGCAAAAGUUGAUGAAUAUCUCGAAUGGCAACAUCUCAAUACAAGACUUCAUUGUGCAUCUUAUUUCUUAAUGAAGUUUCUUAAUCCACUUAUGCAAAACAAAUUAGCAAAGCCAGAAAAAGUAGCUGAAUUUGAAAGUCGUAUGAGUAAUUGUCUUGACAUUAUCGAAAAUGUAUGGCUAAAAGAUACGCAAUUCUUAGUUGGAAACACAAUCAGUGUGGCUGACAUAUUCUGUGCUUGUGAACUGGAGCAACCACGUAUGGCCGGUUAUGAUCCGAAAAUGGGGAGACCACAUUUGACUGCUUGGAUGAAAAAAGUUGUUGAAGCAACAAGUCCAUAUUAUCAAGAAGCUCAUAAGUUUUUAAAUAAAAUUGCUGAAGCCAAGCCAAGUCAAAGCUUCAAUUUUAAGCUUUAAUUUUAAAAACAGUAACACUUAUAUAUCGUUUGUUUUAAAAUACUUUGUUUAUUGGAUACUUUUAUAUUUUUUGAAAAAAUAUUAAGAUUUAUACGUGUUAUAUUAUAUGUAUAUGUAUACAUAAUACAUACAAGGGUGGAUCGAAAAGCAACCUGUUUCAAAAUAGCAGACAAUGGUUUUAAAUU